GGCAGAAAUAUUCAGCAUUCCUGUUCUUUGAGGCAUCCUUUUGAAGGGGCUGGGGGAGGUCUAUUUUGUGCCUUACGGAGACCCCCUUUAGCUGCCAUGGGGCUUUAAGGCAGAACAGAUUUCCCACUGGCGAGUGUGGGAGUGGUGGCGAAUCUCUGCAGGAAGGAAGGAAGGAGCGUGACAGAAACCGGGAGGAGGAGCUGACCCAGCACGUGAAUGGCUGCCAAGGAUUAUGACCACUUGUUCAAACUACUCAUCAUUGGGGACUCUGGGGUUGGGAAAAGUAGCCUCCUGCUCCGCUUUGCAGACAAUACCUUUUCUGGUAGCUACAUCACAACCAUUGGGGUAGACUUCAAAAUCCGGACACUGAUGGUAAAUGGAGAGCGGGUGAAACUGCAGAUCUGGGACACCGCGGGACAGGAACGCUUCCGGACCAUCACCUCCACGUACUACCGCAACACUCAUGGUGUCAUCAUCGUGUACGACGUGACAAACCCGGAGUCCUUUGUCAACGUCAAGCGCUGGCUGCACGAGAUUGGGCAGAACUGUGACAGUGUCUGCAAGAUCUUGGUGGGCAACAAAUGUGAAGACCCGUCACGGAAGCAAGUGGACACGGCUGACGCCCGGCGGUUUAGCGAGCAGAUGGGAGUGCGGCUCUUUGAGACGAGCGCUAAGGAGAACCUCAAUGUUGAAGAGAUGUUCAACGCCAUCACAGCCAUGGUGCUCCGGACCAAACGGGAAAACCUAGCGCGACUCCAACAGCAAAACGAGGUGGUCAAAAUCAACAAGCCCAAGAAGAAACCGACUGUCAAGAAAUGCUGCUGAAAUGGGGAGGGGGGACUUUUGUCUUUUCACCCCUCCCACUCCAAAUUCGAAACGAGGACUGGACACUGUGGGUGGGGGCAGUAAAAAUGUUGUGUGUGGGGGUUGGGAUCUGGGUGGGAGGGGUAUGGGAAAGAAUGGCAGCCCCCUCUCCACGGCUGCCGGGAUGGAAGAGUCAGAUAAGUCCUGAAAUUCCUCCUUGCUGGUGGGAGGGACGGUGUCUGCCGAAACGGGGCCGGGGGCAGACUGAGGAGCAUUAAAAGAUUCUGCUGAAACAAGUGGAGCACUCUGCUACGAGGUCAUGAGAAGAACGGGCCUUUCUAAACCUCUGCAGUGUUGCCCGUAAACUCCCCCCCUUUAUUUUACCCCUCUGCCCUGCCCCCUUGUUCAAUCACUAGGAAUAGGGGCAGGAAAACAAGGUGGACAUUAACCUUUGAGAACCGUUCUCUGAUUUACAGGCUCACUUGCGGUUAAUGAGGCACAAGUCAGCGUGAGGAGGACCUAAGGAAGGCGUCUCAACAUUUCACCUAGCAAUACUUUCCCCCCUUUUGGUU
This is a messenger RNA of Gekko japonicus, 1376 nucleotides long. Its product is annotated as ras-related protein Rab-35-like. Gene Ontology annotation, biological process: endocytic recycling. NCBI's taxonomy places the organism in Eukaryota, Metazoa, Chordata, Lepidosauria, Squamata, Gekkonidae. Gene Ontology annotation, cellular component: endosome membrane; plasma membrane. The record is from RefSeq and is a predicted model, not a curated record. The transcript has 6 exons. Gene Ontology annotation, molecular function: GTP binding; GTPase activity. The coding region runs from base 217 to 825 and encodes 202 amino acids.